Messenger RNA from Diplodia corticola, 1194 nucleotides. Its product is annotated as atma protein. Lineage: Eukaryota; Fungi; Ascomycota; Dothideomycetes; Botryosphaeriales; Botryosphaeriaceae. The transcript has 2 exons. The coding region runs from base 1 to 1194 and encodes 397 amino acids. The record is from RefSeq and is a predicted model, not a curated record.
AUGGUUAACCUCAACUUCUCCACCGUCGUCCUGCUGCCGGCCCUGCUGGCCGCCGGGGCGACGACCACCAUGGUCUUCAGCACCAACAACGCCACUUUCGCCAACAUCACCGCCAUCAUCGACGACACCACCAUCACCACCAUGCCCGGCACAGACGGCCUGCCCCUCACCCGCGAGUGGACCGGCAUCGCCCCGCUCGACCGCCAGUUCACCGUGCUGCUCAUCUUCUUCUGGCAGCUGCUCGACGGCCGCCAUCCCGCUGCCACCCUGCAAGCCGCGCACUUCUUCGGCCAGAUGGGCGCCUACUGGACUCUGAUGCAGCUGGAAGCAAAGCGCCAAGGCAACAAACACCGCAUCAUCGCAUACACCACGCUCAUCGGCCUCCUCUACCAAAACAUCUCCGUCGCCAUCACCAUCCCGCUCUGGUGCCUCCUCCACCUGCUCGCCCUCCCCUCCCGCACCAACUCUUCCGCCCUCACCGCCAGCCUGUCCUUCUCCCCGACCGAAGCCCGCAUCCUCCCCUGGGCCAUGACGCUCGGCUACAUCCUCCCGACGGCCGCCAUGUCGCUCCCCUCGCCCGCCCUCGUCCCGGCCCUCACCCAGCAGACCCUCGUCUCCGCCUGGCAAGUCUUCCCGCUAUGGAUCCACCUCUCCACCGCCGCCAUCCUGCGCCCUUUCUUCUCCACCACCACCCCCACGACGUCCACCACGCCCACCACGACAUCCACCCCCCACCUCUUCGCCUUCCUCCUCGCCACCAUCCCGCACGCCGCCACCCUCUCCCUCUCCCUCAGCACCCUCCUCUUCCCCGCGCUCUUCCGCCCCUCCCUCGCCGCGUCCCUGCACCCCGCCGCCGUCUUCCUGCCCAAGUACUCUCCCGCUUCUCCCUCUUCCGCUUCUUCCGCUUCCGCCGCAGCCAUCCCGCUGGAAGAAGGCGUCCACCGCUUCAUGCAGUGGGACGAGUGCGUCAGCGGCGCCGCCGCCGUCGUGUGGGCCGCGACGCUGUACGUGCGGGACACGCGGAUCAAAGGUAACAAUGGCGGCGGGGAAGGAGGGAUCGUCAGGUGGGGGUGGCUGGGGGUGGCGGCGAGGGCGGUGGGGUGGAGCGUCGUGGGGGGCCCGGCGGCGGCGGCGGUGGCGUUGGUCUGGGGGAGGGACGAGGUGUGUUUGGUGGGGGGGAACAAGAAGAUGUGA